CACUCCUCUCAUAGGCUUGCGACUGACACAUCCCCUUCAGAGAUUUAGCACUGACUGAGUCCCAAGGACCUGGAGGAAGAAACGCCUGACACACCAUUCUCAGCCAUCUCCUCAACCUCUUUGGACUUAUAGCUAUGUUUGCCUCAGCAACAGAAAACUUUGUGAAGAACGUGGAUUCUGACGGCAACCUGAUACCUGUGUCCUCCCUGAACAACUGUGGCAAGUUGAACCCUCUCUCACUGGUUCUCAAACAAUCCCUGUUCUUCAGGAAAACCAAAUACACGCCUACUAAGUUCACCCUCGAUGAUGUGCUUACCAAAAAUCCACCCUUAAACCCAGCUGUCAAGGAGUGUGACUUUGUGGGCUACGGUGGGACAUUUGGUGACAGCCAAGAUGCCAGCGUAGAUGUGGAGACAAAAUUGGCAGCAUAUGCAGUGGAUUUAAACUUUAACAUGGGGGCAAAACACGCCUCCACACUCAAGUCGUCCCUUGGCAAACUGAAGAAAGAAGAGGUUGACGUUAAGUGGUUACAAAACAUCUCAAAAGACAAGCUUCUGGACAUGUCCCUCUCUCUGAUCCAGGACGCCCGUAAAAAUAGUUCUGUGUUUGGGGUGGUGAUGGAGAGGAUUGUGACGAGUGAGCCGUGCUCGAUAAGAGAAAAAAAGCAUCAGGCUGGAAACGUUGGUGCUGGAGGGAAUGUCACUGGAGUCCCGGUGUCUGUAAAGGGGAAAGUAGAAGUACAUGGAGUCAAAGAUGUGUUCCUGGAGAUUCCUAAAAACACUGUCAUUGCCUACAGCAUUGAGGAGAUCAAGGUCAAACUCGAUGGACACUUUGAGGUGUGCUCCUCUGGAAAGGGUGGGUUUGAACCUGCCUGGUUUAGAUCAACCAAUAAGUCUUUGGUCGUGUCGCUCCAAGAGGAAAGCAUUCUUCAUCAAGAACUGGAGAAACUGAGUGGUCAUUUCCAGGUGCUGUCAUCCCUGCCAACAGCCAAACGUUCCUCUCUGCUCCAGCUCCUCAAGACAACCAUGGAGGACAGAGAGGCAGUCAGUGUGCUGGAGAAUGUGCUGGAUCAGAUGUUGGUUGGUGAGACACCGGACAUGGAUGAUCUUAUGGAGGAGACUGAGAAGCAGAUAGUCCAGGCCAUACUGGAACUUUUACACAAGUCUGAUGAAUCAAAUGAGGGCCAGACAGACGACGAGUCACCCUCACUGCUCUGUUCCACCAACCUCAUUGAGGGCCAGACGGACGACGAGUCACCCUCACUGCUCUGUUCCAUCAACCUCAUUGUCAGUGCCAUGAAUGAAAUGACAGAUGAGGGUCUGUCUGUGUUGGGAUCCUGUUGCAGUCCUCCAGUCUUACAGGCCCUGCAGAUCCUGGUGCAUCACGUGGCAGCAUGGAGUGGAGAGACCCUCUCUCUGAGAGAUGCAGGUCUGGCUGUUCUGACUGAGGAGGAGGUGUUUGGGAGGACAGAGAGUCUCUUUGGUCACUCUGAAGUUACACUGAAGAGAGAGGAGGACACACUGAGGACAGAGAUGAAGGACCAGCCUGGAUACCUUCCUCUAGUCAUGAGUAUCACUGUGAAAGGCCUGGCCUCUUUAGUGUAAGGAGGGAGGGAGAGGGAGAGGGAGAGA
Molecule: messenger RNA, 1631 nt
Organism: Salvelinus fontinalis (brook trout)
Lineage: Eukaryota; Metazoa; Chordata; Actinopteri; Salmoniformes; Salmonidae
Product: gasdermin-E-like
Exons: 10
Coding region: 135-1604 (489 amino acids)
Biological process (GO): programmed cell death
Cellular component (GO): cytoplasm
Source: RefSeq, a predicted model, not a curated record